Molecule: messenger RNA, 936 nt
Organism: Phacochoerus africanus (Common warthog)
Lineage: Eukaryota; Metazoa; Chordata; Mammalia; Artiodactyla; Suidae
Product: olfactory receptor 4C15-like
Exons: 1
Biological process (GO): G protein-coupled receptor signaling pathway
Cellular component (GO): membrane
Molecular function (GO): olfactory receptor activity; G protein-coupled receptor activity
Source: RefSeq, a predicted model, not a curated record
AUGCAGAAGCAAAGCUUCAUAACUGAGUUUUUCCUCCUGGGGCUUUCACAGAAUCCAAGUGUUCAGAAGACAGUAUUUCUCGUAUUUUUGUUUAUUUACAUUGCAACUGUCAUGGGCAACUUUCUGAUUGUGGUGACCAUGAGUAGCAGCCCAGCUCUUCCGGGCUCCCCCAUGUAUUUCUUUUUGGCUUUUCUGUCCUUAUUGGAUGCAUGUUUCUCCUCUGUUAUUGCCCCAAAGAUGAUCGUAGACUCUCUCUAUGAGAGGAGAACCAUCCCCUUUGAAGGCUGCAUGACCCAGGUCUUUGCUGAACACUUCUUUGCUGGAGUGGAGGUGAUUGUCCUCACUGCCAUGGCCUAUGACCGCUAUGUGGCCAUCUUCAAACCCUUGCACUACUCAUCCGUCAUGAAUUGGAGGCUCUGUGGCAUUCUAAUAGGUGUGGCCUGGGCAGGGGGCUUCCUGCAUUCCACGAUACAGAUUCACUUCACCGUCCAGCUGCCCUUCUGUGGCCCCAAUGUCAUUGACCAUUUCAUGUGUGACUUGUACCCAUGAUUGGAGCUUGCCUGCACUGACAGCCAUUUCUUUGGGCUUUUGGUGACCACCAACAUUGGAUUAAUCUGCAUCCUAAUCUUCUCCUUGUUGCUUGCCUCCUAUGGAGUCAUCUUGCUGUCUCUCAGAAACCAUAGUACUGAGGGGCAGCAGAAAGCCUUCUCCACCUGUGGCACUCACAUUGCUGUUGUGGUUUCAUUCUUUGUCCCAUGCAUAUUUUUGUAUGCACGACCUCCCUCUGCUUUCCCCUUUAACAAGAUGGUAGGCAUACUUUACACCUUCCUGAAUCCUUUGCUCAAUCCUUUGAUUUACACUUUCAGGAACAAGGAAGUGAAAAGUGUUAUGAAGAAAGUGUGGCACAGAAUAAUGGCGGUUACUUUUUUUAUAUAA